UCCUUCGCUUGAAAACAGAACUUGUCUUUCUCCCGAUGGAAAGAAUCGAUUUUGAUAUAUUACUAUAGCUCAUGAGAGCAUUCACUGUGGCUGAGCUUAUUACUAUGGCGUCAGCUGACUGUCAGCAUAUAAUUCGAUCACUUCAAAAUAUUAGGCGCCUGCCAAAACACUUACUCUCGCUCUCCAUCUCUCUUCAACAGUUCAAGUAUUGAGUAGUCUACUGUAAAUCUUCAAAUUCCACAGUCUAUUUUUCCUUCUUUCAGACAACUUUCACCCUAAUUUUUGAUACUAUAAUUAGUGUAUCAUUUAUUUAUUUUUGUAAUAAGUUUCCCUUCAGUUAUCUGCCGACCGGUAUUCAAUUUGAAUAUUGUAGGUGGAGGAAUGGCAACAUAUUCGACAUUAAUAUGCGCUCCAAUAAUGGGAAAAUCUAUGAACCAGAUGAUUCUUGAUAUAGACAAAGCUAGAGAAAUUGGAGUUGAUAUGGUUGAAAUCAGAUUGGACUAUCUAUCAAGCUUCAAUCCUUACCAAGAUAUUCAAAUUCUAAUAAAAAGUUGUACCAUGUUAACUCUUUUCACCUACAGACCCAAAUGGGAAGGAGGUGAGUACGAAGGUGAUGACAGUAUUCGGCUCGAUGCACUUAAACUUGCCAUGGAGCUGGGAGCUAAUUAUAUUGAUGUUGAGCUGAAGGUUGCACAUGAGUUUAUUAGUUCGUUAGAUGAGAAGACACGUGAAAAGUCUAAAAUUAUCGUUUCUUCUCAUAACUACCAUGCAACUCCAUCAGUGGAAGAAAUAGGCGAUCUUAUGGUAAGUAUACAAUCUACUGGUGCUGACAUAGUGAAAAUUUUCGUAAUCAGUCAAUGGUUGGGUAUUUUAAUAGGAGCUGUUAAUACCAUUGUUAGGAGACCGAGUGAUGGGAAGUUAAUUGGUUACAACACCGACUAUGUUGGUGCUAUUUCUGCCAUAGAAGAUGGGCUGAGAGGUUCAGAUCAAAAUUACCAUGGAAGUGGUUCGCCCUUAGAAGGUAAAUUAUUUGUUGUUAUUGGAGCAGGUGGUGCAGGUAAGGCCCUUGCUUAUGGUGCAAAGGCAAAGGGAGCCAAAGUUGUGAUAGCCAACCGCACUUAUGAGCGUUCCAGAGAACUAGCAGCGUUGGUCGGAGGAGAUGCAAUUACUCUUUCUCAGUUGGAAACUUUCUGCCCAGAGGAUGGGAUGAUUCUUGCAAACACGACAUCUAUAGGAAUGCAUCCGAAAAUUGAAGAAACACCAAUACCAAAGCAUGCCCUAAGUGCUUAUGCACUGGUUUUUGAUGCCGUUUACACUCCAAAAAUGACAAGACUUUUGCUGGAAGCAAAAGAAUCGGGAGCUGCAGUUGUUACUGGGGUAGAUAUGUUCAUCGUCCAGGCAUAUGAACAAUAUGAAAGGUUCACUGGUUUGCCAGCGCCUAAGGAACUCUUCAAGGAAAUCGUGUCUAAAAUGUAAUUGUUAAGGUGAUCUGGUUGUUAGGCUCUCGUUCUCGUCUACAUCCUCCUAUUGAUAUCUUGUUGUUGUAUUUGGUAAUCUCAGAAAUAAAACAAACAUUUUUCUCUAGAGUUUCUAUAGCAAAUGAGCUUAUGUUCUGUUAACACAACAUUCAGGACAUCUCCAACGUGAC
Messenger RNA from Papaver somniferum (opium poppy), 1648 nucleotides. RefSeq names its product bifunctional 3-dehydroquinate dehydratase/shikimate dehydrogenase, chloroplastic-like. Bases 382 to 1476 code for a protein of 364 amino acids. Gene Ontology annotation, biological process: shikimate metabolic process; chorismate biosynthetic process. The record is from RefSeq and is a predicted model, not a curated record. Gene Ontology annotation, molecular function: shikimate 3-dehydrogenase (NADP+) activity; 3-dehydroquinate dehydratase activity. NCBI's taxonomy places the organism in Eukaryota, Viridiplantae, Streptophyta, Magnoliopsida, Ranunculales, Papaveraceae. The transcript is spliced from 8 exons.